Messenger RNA from Homarus americanus (American lobster), 651 nucleotides. RefSeq names its product involucrin-like. The transcript is spliced from 4 exons. The annotation marks the transcript as partial. NCBI's taxonomy places the organism in Eukaryota, Metazoa, Arthropoda, Malacostraca, Decapoda, Nephropidae. The record is from RefSeq and is a predicted model, not a curated record.
AGCGAACUGCAGGAGCUUGAACUGCGAGAGCUUGAACUGCCAGAGCUGGAACUGCUAGAGCUGGAACUGCUAGAGCUGGAACUGCAGGAGCUUGAACUGCCAGAGCUUGAACUGCUAGGAGCUGAAGCUGCUAGAGCUGGACCUGAACAGCUAGAGCUUGAGCAGGUAGAGCUGGAACUUCUAGAGCUUGAACUGCUAGACGUUGAACUGCUUGAGCUGGAACUACUAGAGCUGGAACCGAAGCUGGAACUGCCAAAGCGUGAACUGUUAGAGGUGGAGCUGCUAGAGGUGGAACUUCUAGAGCUGAAACUGCUAGAGCUGGAACCGGGAGAGCUUGAACUGAGAGAGCUGGAACUGCAAGAGCUGGAACUGCAAGAGCUGGAACUGCUAGAGCUGGAACUUCUAGAGUUGAAACCGGGAGAGCUUGAACUGAGAGAGCUUGAACUGCUAGAGCUUUGGAACCGAGGAGAGCUUGAACUGAGAGAGCAACUGCUAGAGCUGGAACUGCUAGAGCUGGAACAGCUGGAGUUUGAAAUACUUGAGCUUGAACUGCUAGAGCUUAAACUGUUAGAGCUGAAACUGCUAGAGCUGGAACUGCAAAAGCUGGAACUGGUAGAGCUGGAACUGCUGGAGCUUGAACAGCUGAGCUGA